GUUUCUUCCUCGGCGAAGGCAGUGCUGGUGCUUCCGCAGAGGAGAGGCGCAUGCGGCAAGAGCUCGACGAGCACAACGACCUCGUAUUUUUGCCUGUGACCGAGGGCUACCGCAUGAAUUCCCGGAAGGGUUUGCUGUUCUUGGAGUGGAUCGCGGAGCGUGCUGAAGCAGAAUUCCUGCUGAAAACAGACGAUGACGUCUACCUGCGCCCGGCACCCGUACUGAGGCAGCUCCAGAAGCGGAUUCCAGCGCAGUACGCGUGGGCAAUUUUCGACUACAUCAGCCCUGUGCCUAGGGACGAAGACGACAACUUUUACAAUGCCGAGGAAGACUUCCCGUUCCCCGUCUUCCCGCCAUACCCGCGCGGCGUUGUGCGGGUUCUGUCGAUGGAUGUCGUCCGUCUUCUGGCCAAAGCGAGCCAGGAGGGCCGACUUCGAAUGAUCUACG
Molecule: messenger RNA, 447 nt
Organism: Symbiodinium necroappetens
Lineage: Eukaryota; Dinophyceae; Suessiales; Symbiodiniaceae
Source: the annotation of a GenBank genome assembly